UCCUCUUAAAAUCAUCAGUCAAGUCUCUGCCAUCAUUUGGGGCGUCAGCUACAGAGCUGUUGAUCAUUUUUUAAUACAUAGAUCACUUCUGGUGACUCAGCAUGCUUGCAGUGGAUGUUCUUGUGUUCAGCACCCUAUCAGUUGCUCUGUGUCAUUCAGACUUAGUGACAGUCCCUAAAACCCUGAACACCACAAACGGUCUCUGCCUUGUGAUUCCCUGCCUAUUGACCAUUUCAAAAGAGAAAGAGGGAAUGCUUGACAAAUCCACAGUAGUGACAUGGAGAAGAGGAUCUCUGUGGUCCAUCUAUGAUUCACCAAGUUUCAACGCCACACACCGUCAGCUAGAGCCACUGACUGAGGUGGUGGGUGACCUACAAAAGAAAAACUGCACUUCUGUCAUGAGGAAUCUCAGCAGCCUGCAUUCAGACCGUUAUUUCUUCAGGAUUCAAACCAAUAGUUUUUCCAUGAUGGAAACAAAAGCUGUACUGAUAAAUGUGUCAGAUUCCAUGCCUGAGCCGACUGUGAUGGUGCCAGUAAUCAAGGAAGGUGAGCAGGUGAAUCUGACCUGCACUGUUCCAGCUCCUUGCCCCAGUCAAUCUCCAAAUGUCACUUGGGUUCCUGCAUUAGGUGGUAACAUAACACGGGAAACACAGCUGAAUGCUGAUGGGACUCAGAGUCUUUUUGACAUUAUGCAAUUUGUCCCCUCAUUUCACCAUCAUGGGCUUAAAGUGAGCUGUGUUUCCAUUAAUCCUCUACACAGAGAUGAAAAACCACUGUUCAGCCGCAAGACCAUCAUCCUCCAUGUUGAAUAUCCUCCCAAGAAAACUUGGAUCUCUCUAGCGGGUUGGGUCUGGCUUGGCAAUAAUUUGACCCUCAAGUGUUUAAGUAAUGCCAACCCUCCAGCGGCCCACAGGUGGUUCAGGCAAUGGGCAAGUAAAGAGGAAGAACUGGGCUUUACUGCACAAGUCAUUUCCUUCACUGCGACCCGUGAGAAUAGUGGAGAAUACAUUUGUGAGGCACAGAAUCAGCUGGGAGGAAUGAACUCCACAAAGCUACUGAUCGAUGUGCCAGGCACAUACUUUAUUGCAUUGCUCUCAAUUUUGGGAGUGUUCUUGUUGCUUAUGUUUGCAGUCAUCCUUUGCCUGAUUUAUAGAAGGUGCAAAGGAUCAAAAAAGCGUGUCAUGAAUGAAAAUCAGAAUAUUUACACCAAUGUGUCUUCAAGCCCAGCAGAAACCCAGCAACUUCAAUUAAGGCCAUGUGGGGGAAAGGACAUAUGCACAUUCGAUGAGAAUGACCCAGAGGAAAGCAUCUAUGCAAACUGUUGAAAUUAGGAUUUUGAACACUGUCCUUUCAAAGAUCAGCCUUGAGAAACUGUUCCGGUAUCAUGUUGGUAAUGACAUUUUUGAUACGCUUGGGCAUUUUGUACAUAGAGCCAAGUCUACUAUUACGUUCAGAAUGAUAGUGGGGACAACCAGUUUCAAUCCAAACUUAACAGUGUUAAGCAAAUUACUAAACAAUUUUAAUUAAAUAAAGCCCAACCAUUGGGUAAAAUAACAAAACAAAAGUCCAUUAACAAAAGUCCAAUUUACUCCAAUGAAAUUUGGUGCUGAAUGGAAUGGCUUUUAUUACUUUGUUUUAGGCAAACACAACUAGAAUCAUAAAAGGGACUUAUUAUUUAUAGAGUUAUAGCUUUUACAAUCUCAGGCUACUUUUAGUUUACUUUUAAUUUAGCAGAUGCUUAUAUUCAGUUCAAAGGGAAGAAUAAAACAAGCAAUUAAUCAUAAGGAGACAUAACAUUACUAGUGUUAUUGCUAAUAUAGGGCCAGAUUCAAUUUCUUCAUAAAUAACAUUUUCUUCUUAAUUUCAAACAUAAAUUUUUUUUACGUAUAUUUUAUAAUCCUGAAAAAAACUUCUUAAAAGUUCUUCUCUUUGUUCUUAUGAAAAAUGUAAGAAGCAUAAAAAAAAAAAAGGUUCUUUAAAUCAUCGUAAAUAACAUCUUAAAGUUGGGAUAACUUCACAGUUGUCUUAAAUUCUAAAAGGUAUGAUGUUUAAUUAAUUUACUGUUUAUUUUUUUCAUGUUGAGUCUGAAGUCGCAGUGGGCUGUUUACAUAGAAAUGUUAUUUUAAAUGUUUUGGACUGUUUUGUGUUUAAUUAUAUUU
Messenger RNA from Xyrauchen texanus (razorback sucker), 2159 nucleotides. RefSeq names its product sialic acid-binding Ig-like lectin 7. Lineage: Eukaryota; Metazoa; Chordata; Actinopteri; Cypriniformes; Catostomidae. The coding region runs from base 102 to 1325 and encodes 407 amino acids. The record is from RefSeq and is a predicted model, not a curated record. The transcript has 7 exons.